AUGGAGCUUUUCCACGAUGAGAUAAUGGGCCUUCCUCUGCUCAUGAGAAUUUGGGUAGAAUACAAUCGGAAUGAAUAUAUAGGAGCAUCUUAUGACGGCCCUUAUUUUGAAAGUGAUAUGGCUUUGUUAGUCGAUACGUCUCAUCCAAUGAUUUAUCCUGAAUUCCAAAAAGGCAUCGAAUGGGCAAAAAAAUCUAUUCAAUCCAAAAAAAAAUUUUGUUUGCAGUUUGACUUUGGUCCUUCCAUUGAAAAUUGGCUGUCAAAUAACUACCCUCAAACCUUUUACACAUUCAAAAUACUGAAGAAUCAUCAAGCACGACUCUAUGUUACUAACUUCUGCAAGCCAAAACAUUGUUUCGACUGCAGCGUGUUGUGGUGUUUUUUAUUGGGACCAUGUUGGCUUUUUUCGGCUCCAUGCUAUAAGUUGUACAGAAAGCUUCAAUGCAAAGAUCUAAUCAUCCAAUUCAACGUUCCUGUCGUCAGGAGAACUGCACUACCCACCGGAGCAUGUAUUGAGCUCUCUAAAUAA
Messenger RNA from Helobdella robusta, 528 nucleotides. RefSeq lists its product as hypothetical. The record is from RefSeq and is a predicted model, not a curated record. The coding region runs from base 1 to 528 and encodes 175 amino acids. NCBI's taxonomy places the organism in Eukaryota, Metazoa, Annelida, Clitellata, Rhynchobdellida, Glossiphoniidae. The transcript is spliced from 4 exons.